Molecule: messenger RNA, 5362 nt
Organism: Pseudophryne corroboree (corroboree frog)
Lineage: Eukaryota; Metazoa; Chordata; Amphibia; Anura; Myobatrachidae
Gene: FGF10
Product: fibroblast growth factor 10
Exons: 3
Coding region: 961-1551 (196 amino acids)
Biological process (GO): cell differentiation; positive chemotaxis; secretion by lung epithelial cell involved in lung growth
Cellular component (GO): cytoplasm
Molecular function (GO): type 2 fibroblast growth factor receptor binding; chemoattractant activity; growth factor activity
Source: RefSeq, a predicted model, not a curated record
UAAAGAAAAAAAAAAUCAUCAACAAUCUCCAGGUGGAGCACUUCUUCCCUGCCUAAAACUAAAAGGGGCUCCUGGUGGGGGAUUGGCUCAGCCUGCAAGACAGCAAUAUGUGCAAAAGCAUAACAUCCAGAGCAGUGCUGGUGGGCAGCUCAGACUGAGGACCUGGGCGUUCAGCAAUUUGUAGGAUUCAGAUCAGUGGAAAGGAUCAGUGAUCUCUCUCUCUCCAGAGCCGUCAAGAGAGAACACCCCCCUCCUCUUCUCCAGGGAGUCCCUCUUACUCCUGGGUUUCAGAUGUCCACCGCUGCCUGACCCCUUGCAAGCAGGCUGCCCACAAGAGACAUCCCACCCCUGGGCUGCAAUCACUGACAUUUACUCUGCAGCUCCACUCUCAUCUCCAGGCUGACAAUUAGCCCAGUGAGGAUUUCUCUGCAGCCUGGAACAGAGAGCAGAGGGAGGGGGGGUUAAUACAGAUUAGACUUUUUUUUUUUUUUUUUGGGGUGGGGGGGUGAGUUGAACAUGUCAUUGUUUUCCAGGCACUGCUGCAGACUUCAACAUGUUGGGAGAAGCUGCCGGGAAAGUGUGUGCAUGAAGUAGGAGCAGCCAGGACAGUCAUCCAGCAGCAGCAGCAGCAGCAGCAUCUUCUCCUCCAGGACGACUUCAUCCACUGCCCUACCAGGAGCCUACCAGGAGCAUUAGAGGUCCACAGCCUGGGAUGGUCUUAUUCUGAGUUAUGGAUGUUAGUGCCAUAGGAGCCAGCUCUGUGGGUGCCUGAGCACCUCCCAUACUUGUGCUACCACUAUCCAAGUCUAGUCCUGAGGAAGGGCAUCCGCAAUCAUUUUGAAGAGUUGGUGCACAGGACAGAGAGUGGCCAGCAGUUCCCAGCUAACCCCAAACCGGAUUUUAUAUUUCCAUUAUGUUUCUUUCCAUGAGGCAUUUUCUGAAGCCCUCAGCCUCAGUACAAUGUGCAAAUGGAUACUGACACAUGGUGCCCCAGGCUGGUCUUACCUGCCCCGCUCCUGGCUACUCUUCUUCUUGGUCUACCUGUUGUCUGUCACCUGCAAUGAGGUCGGGGGCAUGGACCCGUUGCGCCCCCAGGAGCUCUCCUCCAACACAUCCUCUGGGAGACAUGUGCGAAGUUACAACCACCUCCAGGGUGAUGUGCGCUGCAGGAAACUCUUCUCCUUCCACAAAUACUUCCUCAAGAUCGAUGACAGUGGGAGAGUUAGUGGCACCAAGAAGGAUGACUGCCCUUACAGUAUAUUGGAGAUAACAUCUGUGGACGUGGGGGUCGUAGCAGUAAAAUCCGUUAACAGCAAUUAUUAUUUAGCCAUGAACAAACGAGGCAAAGUCUAUGGCUCCAAAGAAUUUAAUAUAGACUGUAAACUAAAGGAGCGGAUAGAGGAAAAUGGCUAUAACACGUAUGCAUCGCUUACUUGGAAGAAUAAUGCGAGACAAAUGUUUGUGGCACUAAAUGGUAAAGGAACUCCGAAAAGAGGCCCGAAAACGAAGAGGAAAAGCACUAACGCUCACUUUCUCCCCAUUCCUCUUUAACUUAAGAUGAAGGAUUUGCUGCAUUUAAACUGAUGUCUUGUGAAGACCAUUCUAAGGACCUUCCACAGUUGCCUUUUUUGUAAGCAAAAGACAGAAGAGACUGCAAGACCAUGAGUGUACUAGGACAAUCGAAGGACGUCUUGUUUCUACGGUGUUAUAAAAGUGACUCUGGCCAGGCCGCAUGCGGGACAUUGAAAGCUAACCGCCCAUUUGAAGAAUGUUUUAUUAUUUGUACAAUACAAUUUAAAGGAUGUGAGACAAUCAGAGAGAUGAUCUUCUGAGAAAGUUAUUUAUGGAAUUCUAACUCAAAUCAAAGAUAUUCAUUGCUCAUUUGGGCCCAAUGAUCCAAUGAUCAAUUAGACGCGUGAGAAAUUACUGGAAGCACUUGGGUCAAAAACUACAACAGUAAUGGAUUUUUCCGAUGAGACAUCCAGAAGAAUGUAUAGGAUUUGCAUAAACAUGUUCAACCCGUUCUAAAAAUGAAUAUUGUGGUAUGCCUGUGUAUCCUACCUUCUCCCCCCUUUUUUCCUAUUCUUUGUAAGUUAUUUAUUUAAUAGAAUGUUUAAUAUGUCUCUUCAGUGUUUGAGUGGUGUGUCUACAAUUUUGCAUCUGUUUUAAUCUCAGCAUCAUAGAGAGAUUGUUGUGACUGUAUAAACAUUGUAAUACAUGACAAUGCCUCUAGAAAUUGGAAAAAAAAGUGAAGGCAUAUUUACAUUGGAAAUUAGAAAACAGUUGAUUGUAUUGGCGUUUUAAGUAAAUAAGACGGUCUACCAGAAGGCCUUGACACUAAAGGACAGAUGAGUUAUAGAAUAAAAAGCUGGGUGACGGCUUAAUAAGUUGUUUUUUUUUCACUCCUUGUGGCAGAAAGUUACUCAUAAUAGUAUGACAUUAACAAUUAUCAUUUACAAAAAUGUAUGUUUCUCUACCACGGUCAUUAUAUAGUUAGGGUUAAAAAGAAAAAAAAAGGGACUGACUGGGCCAUGUUAAUUGACCGGAAUUACAGCUGUCACCAGGAUAAGGAAAGAAUUUAAUUGAAGAAGUUAAUUGAUGGGAUAUUAUAUACAUCGAUUGCUUUGAGAUUGGCAGCAUUUUAUGGCUGUGCUGUAAAAUCAUCAUCCGAAGAUGUCACACACAAUAUCUCAUUGACAUCCUAUAGUUCAAAGGAUGUUUUUGCACACAGCCUAUGUAAAGACGUGUUAUGGAUCAGUUCAGUAUUAGUUUGUCACAGAAGUUACAGCUGACUUGAUUGUGGAUGGAUCAUAAUAUUCUAAUUGUGGCAGGAAUGAUAUUGGAUUCAUAUUUACCGCUUUUCCUAUAGUACAGUAUGUACCUUUUUUGGAUUAUCUAAGCCACUUGUCUCAAUUGUAGAUAUAUGAUAUAUAAUGCCUGCUUUAAAAGAUGGAGUUCACAUUUAUGAGUACUUAUAGUCAAGAUUCUACUGUAAAGUGAAACCAUUCUAGAACACCCAGGUGGAUUAUCUGUAUUAAGGCACAGUUGGUGACUCUUCUCGGGAAUCAAAUAUACUGUAAAUAAUUUUAAGAAAACAUGCCACUAAGCUAAAACAGCCAAAUAAUUCCAAUUAUACACAUUAAGUACUUUAUUAAACUUGGCAAAGAAUUUAUCUUGGUAGUUGCUACGGACUACUAAGGUAUUUACUACAGACAAUAUCUUUCCAGUGGAAGAUGUAUCAAGCAGUGAAAACAGCUGAGAAGUGGACCAAUGGAGAGGUUGUCCCAGCAACCAAUCACCUUUGAGAUUGUAGGUAUAAAGUACAUUCUGUAAAAUUAUAGGUAUAAGUUGAUUGGUUGCUAUGGGUAAUGUCGCCACCCUUCCCCCUGCUUGAAACAUCUCCCCCCCGGUCACUGUUUAUUUCCAAUCAUUAGCAGAUUAAUUACAAAUUAUGAUUAGGACUUGCAGUACAUCCCUUGGAUACAAACGUUUUUUAAAAACAGUUUUAAAAUAUAUCCUGAUACUUCCUUUUUUUUUUAUUUAAAGGUUUACAUUUAAAAAAAAAAAAAAAAAAACAACAACACCAUACAAAGAAAAAUGAAAUGAACAUUACAAUAUUUUCCCACUCUGGGGCAUAUUUAAUUGUGAGUAGAGUUUUGGGAAAAAAAACCUCGGGGCAGGUUUUUUCCCCGCAGCCGCAGACUUUUUCCUAUACAAAUGCAGGAGAGAAAAGGAGACGUAAUGAUUUCUAUAGAAAUCAUCACAUCUUUUUUUUUUGCACCCCCAGAGCAAUUCUGAAUUUUCUUAAAAUCGUAAUUUUUAGGAAAAAUCAUUGGAAAAUGCUCUGGAACCCCUUGGAGCCCCCAAUGACUAAUUAAGUAAUUUAAAAUUUCCAAUUAAUUAAUUAGUUCAUAAUUACUCACUUUCUGAAGUGGUGUCUUCUUCCUCCAGCCUGUCAGGAUCUUCUGGUCUUCUACAGCAGCAGCAGCAGUGUGUGAAUAUGUGUGACACCCCUCUCAGGUCUGUGACCCCCAGUGUGUGUGUGUGUGUGUAUGUGACCCCCGGUGUGUGUAUGUGACCCCCCUUCCCCCAUGUGUGUGAACCCCCCCUAUGUGUAUGGAGGCAGCAGAAGGGAGAACUACAUCUCCCAGCAGCCAUCUCCGCUCCCAGCAGCCACAUCUCCUACCAGCAACCACCUCCCCUCUCGUCUUUUAAAGAGGGAGGGGAGAUGACCGGGAGCCAUGGAGACCUCCAGACUGGCAGGAACACGCAGGUCAGUCUAGGACUUUUUUUUCCCUUGCCCAGCAGGGAAUUUGGCCACAAAAAAACCCUCAACCAUUUUUUUUUAAAUUGAAUACCGCAGGUAUCGGGAGCACACAUACCCGUGGUAAUCCAAAAUUGGCCACAAGUUCCGCAAGGUUUUCUUACGGCCAUAACCGCCCCCCUAAUUGGAUACUCCCCUAUGUGUUCAUUCUGUUUUCGCAUGUUUUUAAAAUUAAUAAAUUCAAUAUAUGUGUCCUGGGAGGGCACUAAAUAUUGUAACUUGAAAUUCCGACACCACAGUCAUAGUGAAUGUGCCUCAUCAACGGUCAUUGAUAGUCCCUUUCUUACAUGAUGCAAACCAUUAAUCCCAAUGUUUCCAUAGAUCAGAACUUCAAUGAUGAGAAAGGAGAACACUACUCCUGCUUAUUCCAAGGGGAACAAAGACAAUUACCUAUUUACUUCAAUCAAAUUUAUAAACUCAUUUUGUCAUCUUAUAUAUUUCUAGAAAACAAAAAAAAAAUGUAGACAUCCCCUUAAACAAGUAUCAUUUUUGUAAAACAGUGUCCUUGUUGUUACAACAGAUACAGACGUUCUUCUAUACAUACCAUGGGCUUCACAUUGUAUUCCACAAAAUAAAAUUCUACCCUAAGUGUCUCUUAUAGUGUCCUAGUAAAAUUAAUGUAGUCUAAUAAUAUUAUUUUGUUCAAAACACUUUACGUGAUAAUAUGAGUUUAUAUUGAUGCUGCAGUUUUAUGUUCAAAUUUCUUGUAAAAAAAAAAAAAAAGAAAAAUGAAAAAAAAAAAAGUAUGUUUUAUUUUUAACCUUUGGAAACUGUAUUUUGGUACAAAUGAGAUACUUACUAAUGUGCCUUUUUACUCAAAAUGUAACCACUAGAAAUACUGGUCUUUAGUGGUUUUAUAAGUUAUUUUGUCAAUGCUUUUUACCAGCACUUCCAAUGUAAAAUCUUUUAUUUAAAUAUUAGCUGUUUAAAAAGGAGCUUUCCCUUAAAUUGCAAAUGGUUAGAUUGUGCCGUCUUCCUCAAUAAAGCUGUUAACAUAAGCUUGUUUGUAGAGUCAGUAUACAGUUAAUCAUGCCUGUU